GGUAAUUCUCAUCCCAACAAACUCUUCCUGGCCUGCUCCUCCUCCAAUGGAGGAUCCCUACCCCGUGAAACAGUCUCCGUCUAGUCCCGGCGAUAUUCCGGCAACCCCAACUAUUGUUCCGAGCAGCAAUAAUCUUCCCGCCGAAUAUGCCGAUACUUUCGAUUUACCUCCGGGCUAUCGGUUUUGUCCUUCCGAUAAUGAGCUAAUUCGUUACUAUCUGAAGAAGAAGGUAAUGAACCAGAAAUUGCCUCCCAACGAAAUUCCGGAAGUUAACUUGUACAAGCACAAUCCAGAGGUCCUUUCAGCAAAGUAUCGAAUGAUUGGAACAAAAGAAUGGUACUUUUUCACGCCAAGAGAUCGGAAAUACCCCAACGGUAAUCGACCAAACCGAGCCGUAGGGAGCGCCGAACCCGGGGUUGUGAAUGGAUACUGGAAGGCAACGGGUUCUGAUAGAGAAAUCAAACAUGGGUCAACCGUCAUAGGGUUCAAAAAAGCUUUGGUGUUUUAUGAAGGAAAACCACCAAAAGGCUCCAAGACCAAAUGGAUCAUGCAUGAAUUUAGAGUCAAUGCCCCACCUCUUAGGUCCAAAAUCGUGGGAGUCGAUGGUGUCAACAUGCGGUUGGAUGAUUGGGUUCUUUGUAGUAUCUACAAGAAAGUUGAUAAAUCUACAAAGAAAGAAACCAUAAAGAGUGAAGACCCUGAAUCGAGCUCACAACUUGACCAAGGCAUACCACCCAAUGACAAUGAGGUCAUCACAAUGGCGAAUUCAGACCAGGCUAGUACUAGCAAUGAAGCUAGUACGAGUUAUGGCCAAACCAUGCCACCAAAUGAUAAUGAUAGGGCAACUGGUGGAGGCACAUCUGCUUAUUAUCAAUAUGACAUGUCUUCACUCGUGCAAAAUGGUGUGCCCAUUUCAUCACAUCCAAGCUACCCUUUUACCCAUGGAAAUCAACACAUCAUGACCUAUGGUGAUCCAUAUCAGCUUCCCGGAACACCUUCACCCUUAAGCUUCUAUUACAGUCAUGAAGUACUCUUCCCGAUAGCCGAAAAUUAUAGUUAUAACUUCUCUACAUGGAAUCCCACGAACGAGGAUGCCGAGUAGUACCGAUUCCAUUAAGGAUGUUUUUGAUCUGACUGGAAUUUUCUGGUCUGGUCUAGUGUGAUCUGGUCUGGUUUAUUUAAGUAUGGUUUGAAUUUUCUGGUUUGCUCUAGUUUGGUUUGAUUUGUUUAAAUUUGGUAUUGUCUAUUCGGUUUAAGUAUGGUUUGUUAAGGAUGGCAUGGUAUGUUUGUCUAAGUAAAAAAGACAAGUCCACCGUACCAUCCUGUAUUAGUGUGUGUCAUCCUAGGAGACUAUUCUGUUUUUUUUACUAGUAUGUGUUAUGUGUUUUUAGAAAGUGCUUGCAGUUACAUGCAUUCCCCUAGAAUAUUUGGUGUAAAGUGCAUUGGUGGAC
Molecule: messenger RNA, 1451 nt
Organism: Cuscuta epithymum
Lineage: Eukaryota; Viridiplantae; Streptophyta; Magnoliopsida; Solanales; Convolvulaceae
Source: the annotation of a GenBank genome assembly